Molecule: messenger RNA, 1717 nt
Organism: Cuscuta epithymum
Lineage: Eukaryota; Viridiplantae; Streptophyta; Magnoliopsida; Solanales; Convolvulaceae
Source: the annotation of a GenBank genome assembly
CGCAUUGGUUGACGAGGCCCUGCUCCCACCCAACAAAUCCAAUCGGCAUUUCGAAAACCCCCUUUACUCUUUAUUUAUUGGGAACUAGACUAGAAGUAGAGGCAGUUGAUUUUUUAUGUAGUUGCAUUAUUAUUUUUAGUUCUCUUGCAGUUGUACUUCCAAAGAUGGAUUCUCAAGAUUCUCAACUCCCUCUACCCCACCACCACCACCACCACCAGGCUCUCCACCAUCACCACCAGCAGCAGCAGCAGCACCAACCGGGUCCCACAAUGAUGGUGGCGCCGCCCCAGCAACACAACUCCUACGCCGCAAUCCAUAACAACGUAUCUGCCCACAUGAUGCAUCAUCAUCAUCAACAACAACCAAACCCUCGGUUUCCUUUCAACUCCAUGGUGGGCCCUGCCACGGGUCCGGGCACUGCUCCUAAACCAGUCGCCAUGGAUUACUCCGAUAUGUCGUCACCUGGGGCUACUGGUUUCAGCAUUGAGCCCGCCCGGAAGAAGAGGGGCCGACCUAGGAAGUACUCGCCUGAUGGGAACAUUGCUCUCGCACUCUCUCCCACUCCAGUUUCUUCAUCCAUCUUAGUCCAACCCGACUCCGGCGGGGCUGGGGCAGGUUCCAGCACUGCCCCUCCAACUCUUUCGUCCGAGAAUCAGGCCAAGAAGGCCCGUGGCAGGCCGCCUGGCUCCAUAAAGAAACAAAUGGAUGCUCUUGGGUCUGCUGGAGUUGGUUUUACACCCCAUGUUAUCACUGUAGAACCCGGAGAGGAUGUAGCUUUGAAGAUAAUGGAAUUUUCUCAACAAGGACCAAGGACAGUUUGCAUUCUUUCUGCAAUUGGCGCUAUUUGUAAUGUUACCCUUCGACAACCUUCCAGUGGCGGUGGAAGUGUGACGCUAGAGGGGCAGUUUGAAAUCAUCUCCUUGUCAGGGUCAUUCUUGUUUUCAGAAAGUGGGGGUCACCACAGUAGGCCGAGUGGGCUGAGUGUGUCAUUGGCCGGGGCAGAUGGCAAAGUUGUAGGGGGUGGGGUUGCAGGUGCCCUAAAGGCAGCAUCCCAAGUACAGCUGAUUGUUGGCAGUUUCAUUGCUGAUGGUAAGAAGCCGAAGUAUAAGCCAUCAUCAACGCCCCCACCACCACCAUUGAACACCCCAAAUUUCGGUGCCCAAGCUGCUGCAGAAGCCAGUCCAUCAGAGGAUGCCUCAAGUGCAUCAUCUGAUGAAAAUGGAGGGGGGACCCCUCUGAAUCGCGGGCCCUUGUCCUAUGGUGGCAGUGCCAUCCAGCCAAUCCAAACAACAACGCCGAUGUACGGAGGAAACUUGGGAUGGCCGAGUUCCUCGGUCAAGAUGCAUCAUCAUCUUCCAUAAUAAAUAGUGUUGUCUAUGGCUCUCGUCUUUUCGGUACCUCGCCUGACCGCGCAGCUAGCUAGAUUCUCUACCCUGCAGAUGUUAGAUAGGCUAACAGGCGUUCUUUUGAUUCUACCCUUAUCCUUUCCCCAGAUUCAAUAGGCAAGCAAUGGUUUUCUUUUAAGCCACAGGUGUCCUUGUGUUUGUUCGCGUUUUAGUAGUUGUUGUUCACAUAAUGUUUGGGUAUGUGUAUGCGGUUUCCAUCAUUGAAUUUUUCUUUGUAAAACAUGAUUUUUAGGAGUAUUAUCAUUACUUGUAAUAUAGGAUUUUUCUUAAUAGAACAGGAAUCUUCAAUUUAGGAUUUUUUUUACUAGAUU